This is a messenger RNA of Oncorhynchus mykiss (rainbow trout), 3626 nucleotides long. It is a transcript of the gene ets2, whose product is annotated as ETS proto-oncogene 2, transcription factor. The record is from RefSeq and is a predicted model, not a curated record. Gene Ontology annotation, molecular function: sequence-specific DNA binding; DNA-binding transcription factor activity, RNA polymerase II-specific. Gene Ontology annotation, biological process: regulation of transcription by RNA polymerase II; cell differentiation. Gene Ontology annotation, cellular component: nucleus. Lineage: Eukaryota; Metazoa; Chordata; Actinopteri; Salmoniformes; Salmonidae.
AAUGUGCAACACAGCGCGCUAUGAGCAACAGCAAAAAGAGCUGCACUUCCUCGUUGACUGGAUACACUCGCCACACACACACACACACGAACAAACAAGACUGCAUUGUUUUGAUUGCAUUUUACACUGGUCACUGUAUCUGGAAAGUAGGCUACAAAAGGCUUGUGAACAUACAAUAUUGAAUAGGAUAAUUUUUCCAUAUCGAAAAGGAUUGUAAUUUACACUGUUGCUGUGUUAAGAAGCCGCCGAUCAAUUCAACAGAUUCCUGAUGUGUGACCUCAGCAUGGACCAAGUGGCCCCCCUGUCGACUAGCUACCGCUCCAGCCUCAAGCGGCAGGCAGCCUUUGACCUGUUUGAAGAUCCCAUGUCUCUGUUCUCUGGAUACUUCCUCCCCUCAGACGAUGACCAGUCUCUUCAGGAGGUGCCCUCUGGCCUCAACUGUUUCUCACACGACAUGGGCCCCUGCUCUGUUCCCCUGUUGACCCCUUGCAGUAAGGCAGUGAUGAGUCAGGCCCUGAAGGACAGUUUCAGUGGCUUCUCCAAGGUCCAACGUUGCUAUGGCAUCUCCAACAACCCUCGUAAGUGGACUAAGCAGCAUGUGAUGCAGUGGCUGCACUGGGCGGCCAGUGAGUUCAGCCUGGCCAACGUCCAUUUCUUUAAGUUUGACAUGAACGGCCAGGAGCUGUAUGACCUGGGUAAGGAGAGCUUCCUGGACCUGGCUCCAGACUUUGUGGGCGACAUUCUGUGGGAGCACCUGGACCAGAUGAUGAAAGAGUGUCAAGAGAAAGAAGAAUCCAUAAGCCUCAGCAGUGUUGUGCCCUCCGUAACUAACUGGAUGAGCUCUAGCGGCUUUAGUCUGGAGGAGACCCAGUGUGCCCUGCAGGUGCCUGACAACAACGACAGUCUGCUUAGAGAGCUGUUUGAGACCUCAGACAAGACCGCCCUGCUGACUCCAGAUCAGGAGUUCUCCAUGUUCUCCAAGCCCCAGCUGAGCACGGUCAACGUCAGCUACGUUAGGAGCAACCCAGGCACAGGGCAGCUCUCCAAAGCCUUCUUGUCCCAGGACCAGAGUUUGUGUUCGUUGGAGAGUGUGGAUAGCAUCGAGGGGCCAGAGUCCAUGCUGCACUCCUGGGGCAGCCAAUCCUCCCUGGCGGACAACCAGAGGGUGCCGUCCCACGACAGCUUUGAGGACGAGUACAACAGCAGCCCACUGAGUCUGGAGAAGCAGGGCCUGUCCUUCAAGGACUACGUCCAGGAGAGGAACGAGCCUGUGGAAUUGGGAAAGCCUGUCAUAGCUGCUGCAGUGCUGGCUGGCUUUACUGGAAGUGGUCCUAUCCAGCUGUGGCAGUUCCUGCUGGAGCUCCUGACUGAUAAGAGUUGUCAGGCCAUCAUCAGCUGGACCGGAGACGGCUGGGAGUUCAAACUCACCGACCCAGAUGAGGUGGCUAGACGCUGGGGACGCAGGAAGAACAAACCCAAGAUGAAUUACGAGAAGCUGAGCCGUGGCCUGCGAUACUAUUAUGACAAGAACAUAAUCCACAAGACAUCGGGCAAACGCUACGUCUACCGCUUCGUCUGCGACCUGCAGAACCUUCUGGGCUACUCGGCCGAAGAGCUCCACAUUAUGCUGGGGGUCCAGCCUGACACUGAGGAUUGAACCAAUUGCCGUUUUAUCGAAAGGGAAGGGGUUGGAGAUGGAGUCAAUGGGGCUUCACUACCCCAACCUAGCAAAAGUUGCUGAUGGUACAGGCCACCUGAAGGUCAUUUCUGGUCAUUAAACAGGUGGCACUGAGUGAUGUGCACUGACAGUCGCUACACUGGUGGACAGGCAGCGAACAUCUCUAAUUUGGAGCAGCCGCUCCUGUCUUGGCUCUUGUGCCAUCAAUGUGCAUUGUUGUGCAAGCUUUUGGUUGAGAGGGGUGCCAGUAUUUAAAUCAAGCGUUCCCUCUAGGUGAAAGUGUUGUUCUGCAAAUUGUAAUGGAUCAGAUCACCAUCUGCAAAGUGGAAAGCUGUCGAUUGCACAGAUGAUAAUUGCGAUCAAUGUAACAUAGCAGAUUUUUUAAUUCAAGCCUGAUACUCAGCAAGUGUGGUGUUUACAGAGUCUGAAUAGUGGACAUUUUUACAUACUGUGAAUGAUCUUGGGGUUACCAAGUGAGAAUGCUUUUGAGGUGGCGGCUCCAGCACCAUAAGGUUAGGCACCACACCCUCAUGGCGUAGUUUUCACAAUCAACUUUUACCAGUUGAAUGUAGACACAUGUAAUCCUUUUUUGUAUUACAAGUAUUCCGAAAUAUUUGAUUAAAUUAUACAAACGAGGCAAUAUCUCAUAUAUCUCAUAUUUCCAUAUCGCGCAAAUCCAUUUUUCUGGACACUGGAUAAAGUCAGUUUAAAUAUUUUGGUUUCCUUUUGUUAAGACACUCCAGAACCGGACUUGUCCAGAGCAGGUUGUAGAUAAAUGCUUUUAAAAAAUCUUUCUAUCUGUAAAAUACUGAAGACAUCCAUUUGGUGCAUUUUCCUGAUUUAUUUUUUAUCGAAAAUACAAAAUUGACAACAUAUCAACAAUUCCCUCUGGGCAAGUCUGGAGAAUAUAUCUAAGGAUAACCAAACAAAAUUUGGUAAAUGCAGAUGCUUCUGAAGCUGGUGUGUGGGAAGAGUCUGACUUGCCCAGAGGGAAAAUGGCAGCUAAAGACAAGUACACUGAAUUUAGACUACCAAAUGCAAAUGCCUAUUUAGACAAAAUCACUAUCUCUUCAGAGUAAGUUACUAACUAAAUAUAGUCCAGUUUGUAACAUUCUCUAUGAAAUGUGAUUUUAAAUCAUGUUUAAUUUAAUGUAGUGAGCUUUGAAAUGAUUGCUGUAUGUCCAUUUUAAAGUGGUUGAAAUUCAUUAAAAUGUUGAUGAGAAACUAAAGAAAAUACACAUUUUCAUCAAGAUUUUUACAUUUUAUGUUUACUUUUUGAAAAUAUUAAUGGACCAAAAUAGCAACAAAUCUCAAAAUUGAUAGGUAGAUGAAAAAUGGUGCCUGGAGUUUUGAUGGAGAAUGUAUUUUUUUCUUGAUUUUAUGGAAUAGCUAAGAUUGCCUUUACUGUUGUGCUUCGUAAUGCAUUGUCCUGCUGACCAGCUUGCAGCUCAACUGGAAUACCAGUCAUUGUGGUUACUGUAUUUUAACUCUAUCGAAAAGGUCCCAUAGUCCCAUAGGGUGGCGCACAAUUGGCCCAGCGUCAUCUGGGUUUGGCCGGGGUAGGCCGUCAUUGUAAAUUAGAAUUUGUUCUUAACUGACUUGCCUAGUUAAAUAAAGGUUAAAUAAAUAUUCUAUGAAUAUGCAUAUAAGGUUGAAUGUAAUGGUGUAGCAGCUAUCGUAAUUAUGUUUUGUUGUAUGUCUAUCAAGGGAUCUGUUUGUGCCUCGAUUAUUGUUUAUUUCUUUUUCUGUGGCCAAAGCGACAUGUACACUGCCUUCAAAGUAUUCACACCCCUUGACUUUUUCCACAUUUUGUUGUUAUAGCCUGAAUUUAAAAUGGAUAACAUUGAGUUUUCUUUGUCACUGGCCUACACCCAAUACCCCAUAUUGUCAAAGUGGAAUGAUGUUUUUUCAAAACAUUUACAAAUGAAUAAAAAUGUCAAAUCUGAAA